UGUCAAAAAGAAACAUGAGGUGACAGAGGUUGGUUGAGUGGUAAAACCGUCAACUCUAAAGAACACAUAUCCCUUACUGGAGACUGGGGUUCAAAUCCUGUUUCUGUUUCAUCCACCUAUGACAAUCACCCACUGUUCUUCCUAAAAAGGGCAAUGGGAUUCCAUUUUGCUUUUAAAAACGAACAUGAAAAAUGUACUGCACGCACAAUGCCAAAAUGGACUAGCCUGCAUCACUCAAGUUACAAUCUGAAGCGGUUGCCAAUUAUUUUUCCUGUAGUUUGAUUUCACCAGAGGCCUCCAACCUUGUAACCAUGUUUGGGAGUUUGGGUUGGGAGUGUUACCAUGUUCAGGGUUUUGGAUAAAAGGCUGUGAUGCUGUUUCAGUCUUGAGGGGUGGAAGAGAACUCAGAAACCAAAGGGAGGACCCUGUGGAAGAUCAUCUCACCCUUUUUGUUGUGACAUUCACUCUGGGUGGCGAAUGGAGAACCACACCUACCCUAAGAACAUGUUCCUCCUGGAGGGGUUAAAGGUCACUCAACAGUCCUCCUACCCUGCCUUCAUCCUUCUCCUCAUCAUCUACAUCUUCACGAUGGUGUCCAACAUCGGCCUCAUACUACUGAUCUCCAUGGAGAGGAGCCUGCACCAGCCCAUGUACAUCCUCUUCUGCAACCUACCUCUCAAUGACGCUCUUGGAGCCACGGUUAUCGUCCCUCGUUUGCUGAGUGACAUAUUUGUGGCAAGCACAGACCGCUACAUUAAUGACGUUGCGUGUGCCAUCCAAGCAUUUUGUGCCCACAUGUUUGGCACAACAUCACAUACAAUACUGAUUAUCAUGGCCUUUGAUAGAUAUGUGGCCAUCUGCAACCCCCUGCGAUACGCCACCAUCAUGACCAACAGGAUGAUCGCAAAACUGACUGUUUUUGCCUGGGGGUCUGCCUUUCUGCUUGUGGGGGUCCUCCUGGGCCUCACACUCAGCCUGUCACGAUGCAGAUCUGAAAUCUUCAACCCCUUCUGUGACAAUGCCUCGUUAUUCAAGCUCUCCUGUGAAAGUGUUAUUAUUAACAAUAUCUAUGGACUCACUUUUACCAUCCUACUCCUGGGGUCCUCCAUAGGGAGUGUGACACUAACAUACCUUAAGAUAGCUAUGGUGUGUGUGAGAAACAAAAACAGGGUUCUGAAUAGCAGGGCCUUGCAGACCUGCUCCACACACCUGUCUGUGUACAUCAUCAUGCUGGUGUCCGGUUUCAUCAUCAUCUUUCUCCAUCGCUUCCCUCAGUGGGCCGACCACAGGAAACUGUCAGCCAUUUUGUUUCAUGUGGUUCCUCCUUGGCUCAAUCCUGUUAUCUACGGUUUGCAGACCAAAGAGAUCAGACAGAAAAUCUUCAACAAGUUUCAUAAUAAUAAAGUGACUGUAUGAUGAAUGUUUGUAGGAAUAAUAAUAUGUAUGAAUACUUGUUCUGAUAUCUUUCUCUCUCUCUCUCUCUCUCUCCCUCUCUCUCUCUUGUUUUGAAAAGCCAACUGACAUUGGUGUUGAAUUGUUGCACCCUCCAGGCCAGGGUGUUCACAUUUUCACUCAGAGGCCCCCUUCCAGCAUUGG
Molecule: messenger RNA, 1596 nt
Organism: Salmo salar (Atlantic salmon)
Lineage: Eukaryota; Metazoa; Chordata; Actinopteri; Salmoniformes; Salmonidae
Product: olfactory receptor 52N5-like
Biological process (GO): G protein-coupled receptor signaling pathway; detection of chemical stimulus involved in sensory perception of smell
Cellular component (GO): membrane
Molecular function (GO): olfactory receptor activity; G protein-coupled receptor activity; odorant binding
Source: RefSeq, a predicted model, not a curated record